Messenger RNA from Paramisgurnus dabryanus, 5960 nucleotides. RefSeq names its product sema domain, immunoglobulin domain (Ig), short basic domain, secreted, (semaphorin) 3D (gene sema3d). Gene Ontology annotation, cellular component: plasma membrane. Gene Ontology annotation, molecular function: semaphorin receptor binding; chemorepellent activity. Gene Ontology annotation, biological process: semaphorin-plexin signaling pathway; negative chemotaxis; positive regulation of cell migration. Lineage: Eukaryota; Metazoa; Chordata; Actinopteri; Cypriniformes; Cobitidae. The record is from RefSeq and is a predicted model, not a curated record.
CGCACUGGGCGCGAGGCAAGCAGACACGAGCUCCAGAGACGCGGAUACCUCAGUCAAAGCGGAGUCCAGUCAAACAUAGGGAUAACUUUUGGCGUCUAAAUAGUUUUUAUUUUAAGUGUCUUCUUUAGUAAAGGCAAAAGAGCCUAGUUUAGGGAACAUAGGACACGUAGUGAAGAAAUUUAAGCAUGACUGGAUAAUAACGGAUCUUGAAGUGUUAAACUGCGCAUCGGGUUACAGUAAACAUCGGCGGACGCACGCGCGCACAGGUCCACAGCAAAGCUUUCCCCUCCCAUCAUGGAGACGGUUGGAGAUCCAGACAGAGAUGAACAGAGGAGCAGACACCAGUGUCUACCACAGGGCAGGAUGCUCGGCUGGAAUGGAAGGGUCGGGACGGAGCGGAUCUCUCCUGUCUGGUGCUCCGUGCUGGCGAUUCUCUUUCUCUGUCUGCCUGAGAUAAACUGCAUGAAGGAAAGUGUACCGAGAGUUAAGCUUAGCUACAAAGAGCUGAUCCAUUCUCGAAGUAUCGUGCCGUUUAUGGGUGAGGGACAACGAUUUCAAACAAUCCUACUGGACGAGGAGAGAGGCAGAUUAGUGUUGGGUGUCAAAGACCACAUCUACCUUCUGGACCCAGACAACAUGAAUAAACACCCCAAAAAGAUGAGUUGGCCCGCUCCGAGAGACAGGGUUGAUAUGUGUAUACUGGCCGGCAAAAACCCUCACACCGAAUGUGCCAAUUUCAUACGAGUGUUGCACAGUUUUAACCGAACCCACAUCUACGCCUGUGGCACCGGAGCUUUCCACCCGAACUGUGCUUUCUUAGAGGUCAAAGGCUACAAAGAGGCAAGGGACAGCUGGCUUUAUCUUCACGGAGGCAGCGUUGAAUCUGGUCGACUGAAAUGUCCUUUUGAUCCCCGACAGCCUUUUGCCUCGGUACUGACAGAUCAGUAUCUGUACACUGGCACAGCGUCGGAUUUCCUGGGGAAGGAUAGCACGUUUAGCCGCUCUCUAGGCCCAACCCCAGACCAGCAGUACAUCCGCACGGACAUCUCUGAAGAUUACUGGAUCAACGAGGGCAAGUUUAUUGCUGCCCAUCCCAUCGCAGACACCUACAACCCUGACGAUGACAAGAUUUACUUCUUUUUCCGAGAGGCGUCCCGUGAUGGAAACACAAAAGACAAAAGCGUUCUGUCUCGUGUCGCUCGUGUCUGCCGGAAUGAUGUUGGCGGUUUAAGAAGUCUUACAAAUAAAUGGACCACGUUCCUCAAAGCAAGACUUGUGUGUUCAAUUCCUGGACCAGAUGGAGUAGAUACGCACUUUGAUGAACUCCAAGAUAUAUUUCUGCUCCCUAGCAGGGAUGAGAGAAGUCCAAUGGUGUACGCAGUGUUCACUACCACAAGUGCUAUCUUUAAAGGAUCAGCUGUGUGUGUUUAUAACAUGGAGGACAUCCGUGCCGUGUUUAAUGGACCAUAUGCUCAUAAGGAGGGUCCCGACCAUCGCUGGGUGGAAUAUGAAGGUCGAAUCCCCUAUCCACGACCAGGCACUUGCCCAAGUCGGACCUAUGAUCCUCAUAUUAAAACCACUAAAGACUUUCCAGAUGAUGUCAUAAGUUUCAUACGAAUGCAUCCGCUCAUGUACCGCUCCGUCUACCCGAUGACGGGCCAACCCAUCUUCACCCGUAUCAACACAGAGUAUCGGCUCACGCAGAUCGUUGUGGACCGUGUGCCUGCUGAGGAUGGACAGUAUGCUGUUAUGUUCUUGGGCACUGAUACUGGUUCGAUUUUAAAGGUUGUCAGCAUCACACAGGAAAACUGGUCCACGGAGGAGAUCAUCUUAGAAGAGCUUCAGGUGUUCAAGAACCCCACGCCUAUCCUCAACAUGGAAAUCUCCUCAAAGCAGCAGCAGCUGUUUGUUGGAGGAAGCGACGGGUUGGUGCAGGUGGCCAUGCACAGGUGUCAUAUUUACGGGCAGGGUUGUGCUGAAUGCUGCUUGGCUAGAGACCCAUACUGCGCUUGGGACGGCACCCAGUGCUCCAGAUACAUACCAGCCUCCAAAAGGAGGGCCAGAAGACAGGACAUCAAACACGGAGACCCAUCCAGCCAUUGCUGGGACACUGAAGAUGUAUUGGGGAGGAAUAUGGAGGAGAAGGUGUUGUAUGGAGUAGAGAGUAACUCCUCUUUUCUUGAGUGCGUUUCUAAGUCCCAGCAGGCCCAAAUCCGCUGGUUCAUACUGAAGCCAGGAGCCGACCAACGUCAAGAGAUCAAACCAGACGAACGUGUGAUUGUUACGGAGCGGGGUUUGCUGAUCCGUUGGCUCCAGCGCACCGAUGCAGGUUCGUACUUCUGCACCUCCCAGGAACACAGCUUCACCCGUACGCUUCUCCAGGUCUCUCUUCACGUCCUGGACCGUGGGCACAUUCACGGACCCUCGGCCGCUUUCCAUGGAUCGUUAGAAAACCCAGCCGAACCUCGGCAGCGUUAUAAGGACUACUUGAGCGUGUUGAGCGGCUCAGCCCGCUCUAUAGAUGAAUACUGUGAGACGCUCUGGCACAGAGAAAAGAAGCAAAAGCAAAAGGGCAAAUGGAAACAUGCCCAGGAGUAUCGCAAAAGCAGGAAUAGGCGCCACCAGUAGGAGGUAUCAAUGCUUAUAUAACACAGGAUGGUCAGCGUUUGAUUCAGUUGUGAGGUUAGAUGGGUCACACCGCCCAUGUGGAUAUAAAUACAAAGAGACUGUCCUCUGUCUGAACAGCCUGGGUAUAAAAUAUUAAAUAUUUCUAUAGCGAUAGUAUACAUUAACAGUUUACAAAUUAAGCUUUAGGCGAAUAAAGCACAUGUGACCGCAAGUCAACUUGACUGCUAUAUGAAAUGUGUCUGAAUCUAGAGGUUUAUCUAAGCUCCAACAAUAUACACUACCGAUCAAACGUUUAGGGUCACUUCAUCAAUAUUUAUCAAUACUUUUUACCUUUUAAAUAAAUUAUGUUAAUAUUUCAUUGUGUUACUAAAAUAUUAGAGUGCCGCAGGGAUGACGUACUUUUGUAGCAAAAACCCGGAAGCGAGUUAGCACUUUUGGUUUCAUCGUCCUGGGGAUUUGAAUGGGGAUUUGGUUAAGCGCCUUAAAUAAGAUUUUAACACAAGCCCAAUAUAUUUUCACCUUUUAUUUCACAACAUUAAUAUAAGCACACCACUACUUCACGAUUUUUAAAGUUUUAACAUGGGUGGUUGCUACAUGGGACUACAGACAUUGUCAGGGACUUUAAAUGUCAUCAUGCAUAAAGAUCUCAAUAACAAUGCAACCUGGGUACAAUUCCCAAAAAACAUUCAUCCUCAGGAUAUUUUUUAUCGGAAAACAUGUUUUUUAAUGUGUUUAAAGGAUUACUCCACUUUCAUAAAAAAAUCCUGAUAAUUUACUCAUCCCCAUGUCAUCCAAGAUGUUUAUGUCUUUCUUUGUUUAAAUGACGAUAGUUUCGCUAGAUAAGACCCUUAUGCCUUGGUUGGGGUCAUGUUAAAGCCCUUUGAAGCUGCUAUGAAACUGCAAUUUUAAACUGCAUUAAAACUGUAAACUGUUGAGGUCCACUAUAUGGAGAAAAAUCCUGGAAUGUUUUCCUAAAAAAAAACUAAAUUUUUUGUCGACAAAGAAAGACAUAAACAUCUUGGAUGACAUGGGGGUGAGUCAAGGUAGCAAGGCCAAUUACAAUAGAACCGCCCCUUAAUCUGCACUAUCCAACCACAGCACUGCCAUUUAGUGCAGCGAGAAAGAGAAAAAAUUAUUGACAGCACAAAUGAGUUUCAAUUACAACAAACCACCAUCAUUGUGAUCAGUGUUUGCAUUUCAUCAGCUCAUUUGCAUUUUAAAGGACACACCCAAAACGGCUCACUUUUGCUCAGGCCUACAAAGUGGAAAUUUUAACAUUUUAUAAUUAAUUAUUUGUGGGGUAUUUUAAAGUAAAACUUCACAUAAAUACUCUGGGGAGACCAAAGACUUAUUUAACGUCUUUUUAAAAAAUCUCAUAAUAUGACCCCUUUAAAAAAGUUUGAAAGAGGUGUUGGAGGCUUGGUGGUGAUGGCGUUGAUGCUGAGAGACCGUGGUGUAGUUCGCUUGUAGCCUAUAUGGUUAUCUUUUUAUUUCUUGUAAACAUAUUUACACCUCAAAAUGUUUUUCUUGUUGAACAAAACGAGCAAGAAAACUUUUGUUAAACACAAUGCUUAUUUUUUUUGCGAUAAUCCAGAAUUCUAUGGGAAUUUUGGCAAGGGUACCAGUGUCCCGCUAACUUCCGGGGUUAGUCUACAAAAAUACUUAAUCCCUUUAGCAAAAAUCCUAGUGGCACUCUAUUUGAGCAUAUUCAGUGUGGAAAUUGUAAAAUCGCACUCUUGGUAUUUUAUCACUCAGCUUGAGCUCUCACCGUGAGAUACAUUUUUAUUUCAUUGGGCCUCAUUUAUAAAACUGUGCGUAGGAUCCUUACUAAAAGUCUACGUACACUAGGGUUGUUGUGGUUACAGAAUUUUCCCACCGGUUAAUCAGCGCAUGACAAACCCGGUGAUACCAGUUUCACCGGGUGGGAGGGGCUUAUAAAUGCACAGAAGUGCUCAUUUUACUUUCACUUUUGAAUUAGAUGCAACUGUUGUUUAAAUCCAGCGCUUGCGUACGCUGCGUUAAAUCGCAUAUGAAUUUGCGUGCAAAUGCGAGUGCAACAGUUGGUUUAAGUGCUUGAGUCAAUGUGCGCAGGUACUUCUGACAGAAACCCGCCAGUCUCAAGCAGAGCAACCGGCUACUUCUCCAUAAAGCGCUGCUUGAAUGAUGGGUUUAUUAUUAUUCUUUAUGAAAAACAGAACAACAAAACGAUCUUGACUAUAUUAAACAUCAUAUAUGUAUCUUAUAACAAAAACGAGUAAGCACGCGGCUUCUGCCAUCGUCUGCUCACCGCAGUCUGACAGGAAUAAAUGAAAUCUGAGACCAGCAGCCGCUGCUCUGUGAUGACGCGCGUUCAGCUCCGCUGAAUUCAGGCAGCAGACACAUUCAGUUAUAAGUGUUUGCUCUCUCUAACGAAACUAAAUGAUUUAAUUACAAGAAAAUAUCAAAACGACGGUGAAAGACGGUGUCGCGGUGGACAAGUGAUCUAACCGGUGAGAGGCUGAAGCACCGGUAAUCACCGUUUCACCGACUAUUGCAACAAGCCCAACGUACGCACAAAAGCCAAAAAUGGCAUACGCCAAAAAUAUUACGACUUAUAAAACAAAGCAACGUUCCCUUUAUAAAUCACAGAUUACCUGCAAGUGUGCAUACAUGAAUCGUCCUUAGAUCCCACCCUGCAAGCCCAUUUUUCCAUUAAGUUCAUUUUUUAUAGAUCACAACCUUUGCGUGGGAACUGGCGUAUGCACGUUUCCAGCCCCGUUUUGUGCGUACGCACGCUUUAUAAAUGAAGCCCCUGGGCUGUGAUUGCUUUUUCUUGUUUAUUGUUUUAAAAUCAUCGAUUUUUAACAUAUUUCUUAAAUAAAAUGGAAGUUUUUAAUGAAUGAAAUAUAUAAGCACAAAUAUAUUCUGAAAAAAAACUUCAGAUUUGAAAAUCAUUUGAAUCAAGUGACACUGUUUAUUUGUUCAGUAGUGUAUACUCUUCAACUUUUGUUAUCUAUAAUCUAAUGCACACGGGGGUUUGGCGUUGGUUUCAGAAUAAAUAUGGAAAUUUGGGUUAGGGGUUAACCUAUCUUCCGCGUGACACCAGUUUUUGGCGCCAUAAUUUUAACCAAUAAUUAAAAGCAUUCAUGUUGAAUGUAUGUAAAUAUUUAUAUUUUUUGUACAUGUGAUUGUGCAUGCUUUGGCAUUAUUUACAUACAAUGCUUUUUCUGAGACUAAUUAUAACCAGGCUUUAAGUAAAGUACAUUAUUUUUGUAUGUUUUAAGUGUGUCUUUCUUUAGCUAUUAUGGUAUAUGAUGCUAUUUAAAAUAAUAAUGUUCUUAAAAUAAACUUCU